Messenger RNA from Halichondria panicea, 1416 nucleotides. Its product is annotated as A-kinase anchor protein 17A-like. The record is from RefSeq and is a predicted model, not a curated record. The transcript is spliced from 2 exons. The coding region runs from base 32 to 1303 and encodes 423 amino acids. NCBI's taxonomy places the organism in Eukaryota, Metazoa, Porifera, Demospongiae, Suberitida, Halichondriidae.
AUGAUCGUCAGAUUGACAGUUAAAAAUCAAGAUGGCACGUAAGAUGGCAGAUGAAGUUCCCUUAACUUUUUACUUACCUGCUGGACUAUUCCUUAAACCAGAUGCUAGAAUAACCAUUCAAGUGAAGCUUCCGCAGAUCAAAGUGUGUGGAAUUUCCAUCUCAAACUGGGAGGUCAUGGAACGAAUCAAAGAACUUGUCAAACCCGAAACAUUCGUAUCACUGAGAGUUAUCCACUAUUCAAGAGAGGUUAUCAACUUUGAGGGGGAUGUUGAGUCAGUGAGAGCAAUGCGUAAAGUUGUCCUAUUACUUCACAAGAAGGCAAUUAAGUUGAGUGGAUUUUCCGAGGUCCUGCGAGUGUCUGCAAAGCCCUAUCAACAGUCGUAUCCCACAAAGGAAAAAUGGGAAGAAUAUUUUGAGGAGAGAGGCGUCGAAUCAUUUGAGAAUGGACGGCCGGGGGAAAGAGCUGAUACUGUUGUUCUAAAGGAACUCCCGGUAAAGUGGUUUGCCAGUCGAACGUCAGAUGGUAAACCUUGCCCUCGGUUACUUUCACAGGCAUUCCAAAAGUUUGGUGCAGUCAGGAAAGUUGGAAUCUCUGACUAUCACUCUCAGGCAAACACAUUUGGACCAAGAGCUGAAUCGAUUAAUUUCGACUGUUACAUACAAUAUGAGAAGUAUGCAUCCUUCACUAAUGCUAUGUCUGGUCUGAAAUCAAUGAAGCUACUGCGACUGGAGGAUGCAGGAAAAGAGUCGACCAUACCCAUGAGAGUGGACUUUGAUCGAGGUGCUUAUUUGAGUGAUCGAAACAUUCGUAAGAGACAGCGCGAGGAAGAGAGACAGAGAAAGGAGGCAGAAGAACAGGAGAAGAAAGAGCAGGAGAAGCAGAGAGAGCUUGAGCUCCAGAAAGAAGCUGAAAAGAGACGUGAGGAAGAAGUUCGGUUGGCACGGAGAGCCAAGAAACUGGAAGAGAAGAAAAAGAGAAAGGAACAGAGAUCACUUCUUAUUGGCCACCUAAAGUCCAUUGCAGUGCGAAGGAAGCAAGAAGCUCAGAGGCUACUGUCUGUGUUACUGUCUGCAGCUGCAGAAGCAACGUACGAGGAGGAGGAACGCGAGCGAGAUACACUGAUGGAGAAGAAAAGAAAAGAGGAGACGAUGAAGGAAGAAGAGGAGCUAAGAGACAAGCUGUUGAAGAAUGUGCAGCAGCUGGAGCAGAGGAGGAUGGAGGUUCAAAGAGAACUAUUAUUGAGGACACUACCUAGUGGGAAACAACGGAAAUCAGCUAAAAUUGCACCCAAUAAUGAUUGAUGCUAUUGUUUUGUCCUCCUUGUGAAGAUGUUCAUGGGUCAGAUAAGUAAUUUUAUUUGUGAUCUUAUGACCUUUACCAAAACACAUUUGCAACAUGGCUAUAAUUAGAACAA